AGUUACAGCUGCAACGAAGCAACCAGAGAGAAGCUGUCAGAGAGCGAACUAAAACCACGGAAAGGAAAGGACACGGGGCAACGUUUAACAGCUGCCAGGGACGGCAGAGACAACGGCAUGCAGUGACGGGUGGGGAAGAGCGAUUCCAAAUGGACCGAAGGCUGUGGGACUAACACACAGCAGCCGCCUGAGAAAUCACUCUAGAGCAGCCAGCACAGGCUGCCAGGCCCAGGAUAGAGGGCUCUGUGCCGGCUGCCACUGCUGCACUGGAGAGAGACAUGAAUGCAGCAGGAGACAGUCUCCUCCCCAUGCCAAGGUGGGGAGGGCACCCGGCAGUGGGACCCCUGGGAUCCGUCUGGUAGAGAAGGAGUCACCGGCCUGUCCUUCCCCUGACUGCCACUGACAGGCCAAGGGGAAAAGCCUGUAACCACUCAGCUGAAGCAGGCCCCCUGCCAUGCAGUGCCCAAGAUGUCUGCCCCAGGCUGGGACCAGCUGGAGCAGGAUCCAGGGACCCAAGCUGGGAGGCCGAGAGAUUAUGCGCACGCUGCUGUCACCCAGCUCUGCACCAGGUGCCAGGAGCAGCUUCAUGCUUGGGAGGAUGCUUCACCCAGCUGGCAGGCUGUGCUCCAAAACAUCCCUUGUCAGGAGCUUUGCUCGCUACCAAGGAGGAUUUCAGGAGAGUGCGUCUCAGCCGAGCUCCACCCGGCCUGGCCCGAUGGCCCUGAGGAACGUGGCCCCGUCCGAUGCCAUCCAGAAGCACCGGAAGAGCCUAUCUGACUGGUUCAGCCACCAGCCCAAUGAGGAGAGGAAGUUUGGCCCGUCCUUCUCACUGGACACCAUCCACGUGGACCCGGUCAUCAGGGAGAGCUCCCUGGAGGAGAUCUUGAAGCCCUCGCCUGACCUGACCAUCCUGAACCAGCUCCAGUCGCCUUGCAGCCGGACCAUCAGCCUCCAGAACCUGUUCGACGUGGACGCCUGUGGGCAGCAGGUGAAGAACGUGGUGCUGUACGGCACGGUGGGCACAGGGAAGAGCACCCUCAUCAAAAAGAUGGUGGUGGACUGGUGCCACGGGCGCCUGCCCCGCUUCGAGUUGGUCAUCCCCUUCUCCUGCGAGGACCUGUCCCAGAGCAACGUGCCCGUCUCGCUACGGCGCCUCAUCACCAAAAAGUACCUGCACCUCAAGGACGUGGUGCCACUGCUGGGCUCCUCCAACCUCAAGGUGCUCGUCAUCCUCAACGGCAUGGAGCGGCUCAACUUGGACUUCCGGCUGUCUGGCACCGAGCUGUGCUGCGACCCCAAUGAGGCCGUGCCUCCCUCCGCCAUUGUAGUCAACCUGCUGAGGAAGUACCUGCUGCCGGAGGCCAGCAUCAUUGUCACCACGCGCCCAUCUGCCGUGCGCCGGAUCCCCAGCAAGUACGUGGGCCGCUAUGCCGAGAUCUGCGGCUUCUCCAACACCAACCUCCAGAAGCAGUAUUUCCAGAUGCGCCUGAGCCAGCCCGGCUGCGACGGCAGCGGGAGCAGCAGCAACUCGGACGAGCGGGACAACCUGGUGGAGAUGCUCUCGAGGAAUCUGGAGCGCCACAACCAGAUCGCGGCUGCUUGCUUCCUGCCCUCUUACUGCUGGCUGGUCUGCACCACCCUGCACUUCCUCUACUUCACCAAGUCGGUGCCUCCCAGCCAGACCCUGACGGGCAUCUACACCAGCUUCCUGCGGCUCAACUUCAGCGGGGAGAUCCUGGACAGCACUGACCCCACCAACGUCUCCAUGAUGAAAUACGUGGCCAAGACGGUAGGCAAGCUGGCGCACGAGGGGGUGAUGUCCCGCCAGACCUGCUUCUCGGAUGAAGACCUGCAGAAGUGCUUCGAGGUGGAGAUGAAGACGGAGGGUGAGCUUAACCUCCUCAACGUCUUCCGCACUGACGUCUUCCGCUUCUUCCUCACGCCCUGCGUCCAGCUGGGCAAGGAGCACACCUUCGUCUUCACCAUCCCUGCCAUGCAGGAGUACCUGGCAGCCCUCUAUGUGGUGCUGGGCGAGAAGAAGACCCUGACGCAGCGGGUGGGGAAGGAGGUGUCCGAGGUCAUCAGCAAGGUAAGCGAGGAUGUGACUCUGGUGCUGAGCAUUGUCUCCAAGGUCCUGCCCCUGCGCAUCCUGCCGCUGCUCUUUGGCCUACUCAAGAUGUUCCCCCGCUUUUUCAACCGGCUCAGUGGCAAGGACCGCGACACCAUCGCCCACACCAUGGCGGUGGAGAUGUUCAAGGAGGAGGACUACUUCAAUGACGAUGUGCUAGACCAGAUAAACUCCAGCAUUUUGGGGGUGGAGGGCCCCCUGCACCACCCUGACGAGGCCCGGGAUGACGAAGUCUUUGAGCUCUUCCCUAUCUUCAUGGGUGGGCUCCUGUCGCGCCGCAACCGAGCCCUCCUGGAGCAGCUUGGCUGCUCCAUCAAGAACCUGGCAGCCUUUGAGAUUGCCAACGCUAUGAAGAAGACCAUGAUCAGGAACAGCCGCAAGUGGCUGCCCCCGUCUGAGCUGAUGGACUACCUCGUCUUCCUGCAUGAAUUCCAGAAUGAGCGCUUCACGGCUGAGGCCAUCCGCUCCCUCAGGGCGAUCAACCUCUCCUCCAUCAAGAUGACCCCACUCAAGUGCUCCAUCCUGGCAUCUGUCAUGGGCACCACCAGCCAUGAGGUGGAGGAGCUUAACCUGAGCUCGUGCCAUCUUGAUGUCAGCAGCCUGCGGACUCUUUUCCCUGUCCUGCUGCGAUGCCGGAAGCUCCAUUUGCAGCUCAACAGCUUGGGCCCUGAAGCCUGCAGGGAGAUCCGGGACCUGCUGCUGCACGACAAGUGCGUGGUGAGCACCCUGCGGCUCUCGGACAACCCCGUGACAGAGCAGGGGGCCAAGUACUUGGCUGAGGCCAUCGCAGGUAACCGCUCCCUGACACACCUGUCCCUGCUGCACACCUCCUUGGGGAACCAAGGUUUGGAAGUGAUCACUCAGCACCUGGCCCAGAACCAGCACCUGAAGGAGCUCGACGUGGGCUACAAUUCGGUGACGGACGAGGCAGCUCUGGGGCUGGUGGAGGUGGCUAAGAGGCAUGCGACACUGAAGGAAGUGCACCUGUAUUUCAAUGACAUCAGUGAGGAGGGCAAGCGAGCACUGCACGCACUGCGCAGGGACCGCGACGGCGUCCAGGUGUUGGUGUUCCUCACGGUGGGCACCGACGUCUCCGACUACUGGGCCUUCAUCCUGAGCGUGGUGCAGAAGAACCUGCCCAACUGGGACCGCGAGCGGGUCCAGCAGCACCUCAGCCUGCUGCUGCAGGACCUGGAGUGCAGCCGCCGGCAGACGGGCAACCCCUGGAAGAAGGCCAAGUUCCUGCGGGUGGAGAACGAGGUCAAGAAGAUGCUGGUUAAAAUCCAGCAGGGAACCCUCUAACACGCCCCCCUGCUCAUGUCUCCCAUGGGUCUGCACCAGCAGGAUGGGAGAAUGCAAUGGACAUAAGGGCUUAACAGGGUCUGAGGGAGUCACUCUGUUAACCAUUUCCACCAGCACCACCACUCCAAGAGCAGGGUUCACUUGUGUGGCUGGGGACACCAGGGAAAUGAAGCUGGGAGCAGAGAGUUACUUGCGGCAUUACAGAGUGUGGGGGUCCCAGUGCUGGGACAGCACGAGGCACUGUUUUAGGCCUGGAGCGAGGUGUGUUGGCAAUGCUGGGCAGUAGAAAAGGAGGAAGUUGGGUGCGGUCAGAGCGGCUGGUCGGAGUGGGGCAGGGAAGUUUGCACAGCACUGGUCCUGGCUUUAGAUGGCACCAUCGCUCUUUCACUUGUAUCCCAUCUUCACAGCCACACAUACCUCAGGGACACGCCCAGUGCUAGGGUUCACUGGGCUAUUUCCCAAGCAGCUCCUGGCCUCCCUUCCUGGAGUGCACUGAGGCCAUGAACCCUGCACUCUCAUCUGCUGUCUGAGCCAUGCCCAAGUAGAACUGCAGCGAAAGCAUCGCCAAGAGCUUGGAGCCACCUGGGGAAGGAGCCACGGAGCAUUGCCCCUUGGGAGCCGCCCCGUGCCUCCGGCUGGGAACCAUCUGCCAUUCCCAGACAGCAAGUGGCCAUUGCCAAGGCUGGUGAGACCCCAGCUCUGUUCCAAGGGAGUGGGGAUGGCAGCCUGAACACCACAAGGGCUGAGAAUGGUGCGGCCAUUGGUCAUGUCAAGCACAGGACAGGGUUGCAUGGUAGCAAUGGAGGCAAGACUCUCUUAUGGGCACCAGAGGGGGCUGAGAGCCAGUGAUCAACCAAGGGCUUGUGUCUCCUGGACCUUGUGGAGCCAUUUCUUCUAGGGCCCAGUGGCUGCCGACCGCUCCCAUUCUGAUCUGGGAGCAUUUGACGCCCACCGUACACUGGUGUGAAUGACGGCACCGGGGAAUCAGGCCCUGGGAGUCCAUCCUGGGAGGGAGGGUUGUGUGGACUGGGACAGCGUGAGGCCCAAUGUUGUGGGGAGCGACUGAAGGGUGGAGCAGCUCUGGGGGUUGUUCCCAGUAUUGGAUGCUGUUGUGCAGUUCUAUGUAUCGUUGAAACUAAACCACUUUUCUUUCCACGAACGUGA
Mauremys reevesii (Reeves's turtle) is the source of this 4594-nucleotide messenger RNA. RefSeq names its product NLR family member X1 (gene NLRX1). The record is from RefSeq and is a predicted model, not a curated record. Gene Ontology annotation, molecular function: protein binding. Bases 455 to 3430 code for a protein of 991 amino acids. Gene Ontology annotation, cellular component: mitochondrion. Gene Ontology annotation, biological process: negative regulation of canonical NF-kappaB signal transduction. The transcript is spliced from 10 exons. Lineage: Eukaryota; Metazoa; Chordata; Testudines; Geoemydidae.